CCAUUCUCUACCUGUACCAAAGGAUUUCGGGGCAAUAGCCACUCGUGCAGUUGCAGCAUUGUGGGCUUCCAUGGCAAUGGUCUCUGCUGAAACUGUGUAAAGUUGGCAUUUGGACUUCUUUGAACUAAUUUGUCCAGCAGUACGUACUGGAUGUUGAAGCAAUCAAUGAUGCACAAUUUUGACGUCACGUCCUUAACACAGCUCAAUCUUCUAAUCUAUGUUGAAUUGUUCUGAUUAUUUGACUGCCAGUUAUGCAAGUUUCUGUCCCUCCCUGGUAAGCUUGGGUAUUCCCAUAUGUAUUUGUUGCCAUGAUUAGCCAGGAAAGAGGAAAAUGUAAUCAUAUUUAUCGUAAUUUUCUUUUCCUGACUAUUAUUCAUAGCACCUACCCAGUGUUGGUUUUACUUCUUCUGUAGGAACUUGAUACUGAAUGAGAGACCUAUGCAGGGAUACUCCUUUUAAAGGCUUUUGUUUCAUUCCUGUCCUAUCGGCUGUAAGGGGAGGAGCUAACCCAUAUGUAUAUGCUGCCAUGAAUAAUAGCCAGAAAAAGAAAAUUACGGUAAGUAUGAAUACAUUUUCAUCUAUAUUUUCUUUAUCCAUUAAUUUCUUAUAAUGUAAUGAUAUUUAAUUGUAUAAAUUUUUUUUAAAUAUAUAUAACCAUUAUCUUUUAAAAGUUUUAAACUUUACAUAUACCGUAUCUAUAUUUUAUCAUGUGUUACGUUUUCUACAUUAGUCUCUUGUAUAUGCUUCCCGUCUCCAAUACUAACACCAUUUACAUACAGCUGCUCUGUAUAUUUUUCACUUAUUGCAUGUUUAUACUUGUUCCUCUUACAUUGCACAAAGGAGUUAAUAAGUAUAUUUUAACACACCUAGGAGCAGUUAUCCCACAUUUUUAUUCCAUUGUAACUUACAAACCUUAAACACAUUUGAUUUUCUUUUUGGACACUGUAAGAUUUCUUACACAUUUAGAUCAGUUAAAUUAAACGCACUAACAGUUUUAUAAAAGUUAUUUAGUAUAAAAGUUUAUUUAACAUCUUUUUAUUAAAUAUAUUCACAUGCUUGCAUGUUUUCCUUGUCAGAGUUCUUUAGUUCUCCUUUUUAGAUUCUCUUGUUCCUUCCAAGGGAGGGGAUUCCUUAUGAAGCAACAGGAGUCCGCAGAGUGUGAUUGAAAUUCCCACCCACCAGAGCAGUGCGCGAGAUUCUCCAAACAGCACCUUUCCCAGAAAAGCCUACAUAUAAGCAAAAGAACAUAACCAGUAAAACCAAACAAAAAUAAAGUAUCAUAUCUGGAAAAUAGCUAAAAAAUAAAAUAAAAAUAAUUAAGCAACAAUACCUUUAGCUAUUGCUAGUUGGUCUACAUGUUAUCUAACUCAAGCGGACUUAUUUUCAAUAAGCUGGAAGUUGUGAAAAAUUACACAUUUUUUCUUUAGGCCAAAAUAGCAGAAUUGAAGAUUUAAAAAAAAGUAGUUUGUUUUUUUUUAAAUGAGAGUAUUUGGGCCUAAAUAGCCAUUAGGAUUCCUAAGCUGCACGGUGUCAGAAUGUCCCACAAGUAAGGGUUAACUUAGCCUCAUAGUUCUGGAUCCGUGAUGUAAUUAUUAAAUGCUUAGAGGGACAUCCAGUGCUCAAAUAUAUAAAUUACUUUUUAAUAGAUAUAUCCCAAAUGUAAAUAUGUAUGUAUUUAAUUAUUGUAGUUAUAUCUAAAAACAGCUUUAAAAAGCUGUAGACUUUUUGUCUGAAGCCUCUGCAAGCCCUCCUGUUCUAACCCCAUCCAGACUUUUUGUGGCUGUCAAAUCACAAACAUUCCAAUGCAGCUCAGUGAUUAGUCUCUGCAAAGCAGGUGCUCUGAGCAAUUGCCUGCCUCUUGAGUUUAGCUCUAUUGAGUAAAAGGACCAGUUGUCUGAUUAAUAGCCAGGGUCGUGUGACAAGGUUGAUCAAUUUAUAUUUAAAUGUACACUUUUUUUUUUUUUAAAGAAAAGAAAGUGGAAACACUCUUCACACCUAAAGCACUUCAGCAAGCUGAUGUGCUUUAGGGGUCUGGAGCGUCGCUUUUAUUGUCUCAGGUUGUUGCAAUGACGACUGCCUAUUUAAAUAUUGCUCAUUAAUUGAUUAUUGAGUCCCCUGGCCUGCCGUGCCGUGUGUCACACAGAUCAUGUGGGACCAAAAGUAACCUGUCUGGUCACUCAUUUUCAUCGUGGCUUCAGACCAUGGCUCUUGUUCCUGACUAUGCAUACGGACCAACCUUGUAUCUCUCCUUCACUGGCUUCUUACCCAAGCUCCCACUAUCUGACUAUUCUCCGGUAUCAUCCUUGUGUCCUCCUGCAAUACCAGUAAUAGACCUCAGUUUAUAAGUCACGACCACGUUCUUGGAUAAUCCUCAAUUCUCAGCCAUACGGACUUUGUCUCAAGCACUCAACUCACAGUAAAUGUCACCAUUACCUAAUUUAUGUUUCCAUUGUUCUAAGACUCUUACCAAAGCCCUUUAUGGACUCCACAGCUCUUUGCUAAUCCUGCACUCCUUAGCUAGUCUGCCCCUUGUGACAUUCAAUUCUCUUGUCUAAUCUUUGUUUCCUACUCAUCAAACCUAAACCUUUACUUUGCUGCCAAGCUACACUUUUAUAGCCAACAUAUUCAGAAAGUUGAAUUGUAACUAGUGAGCAUAUAAUUGUAUGUUACUAUUACUUUGAAUUACAUUGUUUAAGUUAACCAAGCAAACUCCAUUGUGUGUGAGCCCAAGUGUUACAGUCUAUCACAAGAGAGAUAAGGAAAGUCAGGUAAUUUAGUGUUCACAAAUUGUGUUCUCAAAUGAUUGCACAAUAUUACACAAUCUAGAAUCGUGAUAUUCUGAUUUACUGAAUGCAGGGACUGGAAAGAGCAAUUAUUGUGGUCUGUCAGCAUCUAGUGGCUGUCUUCCAGAUCUCAAAAGUCUUCACAGCAUCCAGAGAAAGCAAAAAGUGGGUGAGCCUGAGGCCAUGACUGAAUGGACCAUAUACACCGUCCUAACAUCUUGAUAUGUAUAAGAAUAAGGCAUAUGGGGCAGUAGUUUUGACACAGCACAUAAUCUUUUUCUUCUUUAGAGAGCACAAGUAUAAGUGUUUCUAACAUCACUUUAAAAGUUAUUUUACUGACCCUGGAGGAAACUGUUGUAUAGGGAGGUGAGAUAUAGUAGAAAUAUCUCUUUGAACUUCUAAUAGUGUAAAACAGAGAAGUCAUCAAGCCCUGGGGCCUCCUCCAGGAGGAUCUACUGGUUAAGUGCUUUUAGGUCCUCAUCAGAGAUUAAAGGCACAGCACACUGCAUAUGAUGUUGUCGGAGUCCCAAUAAGCAGGUAGGCCAGGGCCAGGCAUGGCCCACCCACAGAGGCCUUAUCAAAGUCCUCAUAUAAAGUGGAAACAUUUUUGGUUGGUCCAUUGUGCUGCCUGAAGGACCCGCAGAGACAGCAAAAGGUUCAGUUGAUCCCUCAUGUCAACCACAUAGAGCAAUUCCACAGUAUAAUUUGUUUGGGAGUCCUUUCCAAGGAACGCAAUCUUGCAGUCAGGUCAUGCUCUAAAUUGGUUGUGCUGACUUUUUCCUAGUCACAAUAGCAAUGAGGUGACCCAGCAAUACUGCUUUAAGGGCACCCCACAUCAUCAUCUAAUUGGUUGACAAGUAGGAGCGUAAUCAGAAAAGACGGUCAGUGCAGAGGAGGGAGUCAUUAGUCUCCAGGUACUGUUUCUAAAACAGUAGGCCAAACCUGACAUCUCCAUCAUCAGGUAGUCGGACCAUUUGAUGGCACGGAUGUAAGUGUGGUCCAUCUUAAACAUUAAGUCUUGCGUACAAAAAAAUCUAGUCAAGUCUGGAGAACAUGUCAUUGGAGCGGUAUAGAAGAUAUAGUCCAUUACCAGGCUCUCGAUUUAUGCAGCCAGACCCUCAAGCCCAGACUUCAGAUCUGCUUGGGGAUCUUCUUUCAUGGAGUGGAUCAAAAGGCCAUCUUGGUGUUUAGCCAAACCACGUCCCCAACAAUGGUGGUGUUUUAACAAAAUCUUGUUAACCUGGUCAAGCCCUGGUCAUCUGAGACUGAUGACAGACUGACUUACUAUAGAAGAAAAGAUUCACUAACAUAUUAUGAAUCACUGAAACCCACACAAUGACCUUUUCAGUGAAAAUGAACCGACACAGGCACACCAGAAGGGACUGGGCCGACCAAAGUGGUUAAUGUGUUUGAGGCAUUUUUUAAAAUAUGGGAAUAGUUUACAAAAUAAGUUAUUCAGCACAUCAUAUGUAUGUUGUGAUAUGAGUUCACUGUCUACUGUAUUAGAUAAUUAAAGGGAUACUGUAGGCACACAGACCAAUGUGUCCCUAUUGCCCUUAGUGCUGCAAUGUUAAACAUUGAAGUCCCAGAAAAACUGCAAUGUUUACAUUGUAGCAGUAAGUCAGCCUCAAGUGGCUGUCUUCCAGAUCUGCAUGAGGACCUCCAGUGUCAGAUUUUCCCCAUAGAAGAGCAUUAAUUCAAUGGUUUCCUAUGGGGAGGUCUAAUACGCGAGCAGCUUUGACCCAGUGUCGAUUGAUAUCAGCGCUGGGAUCAGGUAAGUAAAUAAAGGGAUAGUGAUAGUAUUCCUGGCACUUAUAGUAUCCCUUUAAAGGCACAGUAGUCAAAAACAACUAGUGCUCAUUAUCAUUACCAUGUGCUUUUAAUCUGAGAUGUCAAAAAAGGAAAUGUUGACACAAAGCAAGGGUAGUUAAGCUGUAACACUUUUAAGCAUUGAAUCAUUAUUUUUAAAAAAUAUUACUUUUGUGAUGCUAAUGAUGUAGUUGCCUAUAGUGUGUUUUAUACAUAGGUGCUCAGAUGAUUUUAAUCAACAUAUAUACAAUUUUUCUAUUAGAGUAUUUAUGUCAUAUCUAGUUCUAUUUCUGCUGACAGACAAUGGCCAUACAUGCUUUUUACCUAGCAUCCACCUAAAAAUUGCCCCAGAAUGCUUUGCUAUCGUAAUAUCUAAUUCAUGCGCACAGGACUUGCAGGUUAAGCUUGACAGAGUCCCUUUAAAGACCAAACUAAAAGUGAGCUACUUACAGAAGUCACAAAGUUUGAGGCAGUUGUUGUUACAGUUGCAGUAGCUGAAGAGGAGGAGAGUCUCAAUCCUUUGGCAAAGAAUGUCCACAUCAUGCCAUUGCAAGCAAAUACUAGACAGAUGCAGCUAACACGAAGUAGCAGGUGGACCUGCAACACAAGGAAUAUACAAUUAAUUCAAUAGUCUUGCAACAUAGUUACACUGUUAUCAAUAUCUUUCAUUUUAUACAUGGAAAAAUAAAUAUCAGAUCCCACAGAUCUGAAUGAGAGGUUCCAUAUUUGUGGAGUCUGCUUGAGAUCUAAAAGUUAUACCACAUAAGCACCUUGAAGUGAUUAUGGUGCUUGGUGUCUAUAUGGGAAGAGUUUCACUUUGAAACGCUGUAGAUAUGGAGAUUAACUCCUCCGGCUGUGUCAUUUGGAGUCAUUAGCCACAAGAGCAGGCCAAUAUCAAUUCUGCGCAAAAUUUGUGUCUGACGCCAGCACGCACAGCAUGCUGGUGCCACAUUACUAAUGGCCUCUUUGGGCCCUCCACCAAGGGGAAGUUAUGUUAGCCAAGAAGGAUCGGGCUGAGGAAAGAACUUGGACUUGGCAAUGGAAGAAAGAUAAGUUUAACCCCUUAAGGACACAUGACAUGUGUGACAUGUCAUGAUUCCCUUUUAUUCCAGAAGCCUGGUUGGCGGGAGAACCACCACAAAAAGGUUUACAAAAAAAAAAUCCAAACAGUUUUUUGGUUGGCGUAACUCAAGUCAGCGUAUUUGUCACUCUAAAUGAGCCUGUGUUGCACUUUGAAUUUAAGGCCAAAGUAGUCAAACAGGAAGCAUAGCUGGCUUAGAGAAUUUUUCCAGUUUUGCAAUUUUCAACUCUCGGUCUAGUAAAAAACACUGGUAGUCUAUUUUUUUUUAAGUUUAGGACAACUAAUAGCCAACUUUUUUGUUGUUGUUGGCAUUCUUUAUUUUUCAUCUUGUACCAACAUGUCAAGUAAUACAUUGUGCGCAAUACAAUGAAAUUAACAAGCAGUAUCACAGGAGACAUCGUCAAACAUUUUGUGCUUAUAGGGCGAGUAGCUGUUGGAACAAGAUUGUAACAGCUAAUUUUUUGUUAGAUAUUUGGUUGUACACAAAUUCUAGAAGAAACAGUGUCGCUGUAAAUGUCUAGUUUUUUUUAAUUAAAAAAAAAAAAGCUAUAUUUUUGCUGUGCAUAAGAUUGGUACAUACAAGCCUGAGGUACCCCGACGGCAACCCUCAAGCGUCAUAUCAUGCUUUACAAGUGGGAUGUUAGAGCAAACGUGCACAAUUUUAUAUUAUAUUAGAAUCAGGCUUAACAGGGAGAAGAACAUACUAAACAUACAUGUCUGAUUAAGGAGGCAUGUGAAUUAAGCUUGUUUUGUAUGAGAAAAAUACAGUGGAGCUCGGGCUAGGUACAGGAUAAUGUCAUGCAUGGCUAUCUUUUGGUGUAGGCAAGCUUAGUAGGUGUCUAAUGCAAGCUGUCAGGCAUGUCUAAGCUACCAGGAGUUAUCAUGUCAGCAGGAACAGUCUGAGCUCCAGCAAACAAAUUUAAAGAUUUAUCCCUGAACUCACAGCUAGCAAGCCUUAUGCUGAGGUAGCACCCCCUACUUAUACCCUUUGUGUCACUAUAACCCACUCCCUCUAGCAUGUAAGCUCAUUGAGCAGGGCCCUCAACCCCUCUGUUCCUGUGCGUCCAUUUGUCUGGUUACAAUUAAGUGUCUGUUAGUCCACCCAUUGUACAGCGCUGUGUUAUUUGCUGGUACUAUAUAAAUAAUAAUCAUAAUAAUUGAAUUAGUAGAGUGUGGCUGCACUCAGCUAUGUGUGUGAACAAACCAUUGAGUAACAAACCCCUUAAAAAAUUGUAUGCCCAGAAAACAUAGGAGGCAGGUAUAUGCGAGACAUUGCUAAACCAAAUUAAAUUACUAGGGGCUAUAUGAACCAGGAUAGCCAUAACCACAAGCGGGUAAGUCUCAUAGUGUACAUGAUGGACCUGCCCAGGGAGGCAUUGGAACAGUCAGCCAAUGCCCAAAACUGGAAAACAGAGGGCAGACAGGUAGGAUCCGAGAAGAUUUCUAGUUUCAGUGUUUAAAUGCUUUAUUUUGAUAAUGCACUCAGAAGUCUAUAAAUUUGAAACAGUCAGUAAAUGUUUACAAUAAUGUUAAUACCCUCUAUGCCAACUAUCACCAGACAUGGUGCCUUUAUAGAUUUUUAGACCACUCAAAACGCUUUAUUACUAUCCAUGCCACCAGGGGAUCUUUCCACAUAAGACAGAUUCUGAACCAUUGCCUAGGUUGUCAUUCACACGAGAUAGAAAGAAGGGAGGCAGCGCACAAGAGAUUAACUCUUGAUUUAUAUAAAUCAAUAGUGUGUGUAUUUUAUUUUUAUUCUGACCUUACUGACCACUGCACAAGGUAAAUCAUUCACUUAAAACAAACAGGCAAAGACUGUAUGAUCACAUCAAAAUACACAAUACCUAUACAGUAACCACUCCAUCAGGUCACAGCAGCAAAAUCAUCAGAGUCCCAUUAACAGUAACAUACCCAGUCACAGAUUCCUCCUGCCCCCCCUGCUGCAGAUUCACAUAUAUCCCGCAGAUAAUCUGCCCCUAGGGCAAGUUUGGCCAAACAUGCUGACAGUGCCCCCAAGAGCCCGGCCACUGCACUGCACCCCCAGCUGGACCGCAUCGAACCGAAUGUGCACUCGCUUCCUGUUUCUGUCAUGUGAUCAUAUCAUGUGACCAAAGAAAUCCAGGACUAACGCCUGUGUAGCUAAGGUGCUUCGGUGGCCAUCUUGGAUGUGGGCAUGCGCGAACUACGCUUGUAAACGCUUGAUCGUCCGUUUACCUUGAUCACACCUUCCCGAGCAAGGUAACACAUCAAAAUGAUUGUAAAUGAUUAGGCAGCUCUCAUGUAAGGGUGUUUAAAGUAAUGUUGAAGAGAAAAGUACAACAAGCAGCAGCAUAUGAUGUAUGUAAUAAUUCUUCAAAUCAAUAAAACGUAAUCAGAAGUCAAACCAUUCUCUGUCAUAGGAAAUAAAAGCAGGUAUAAUUAGGGGAAAGAACAACCUUUACAUGUGAUUUAAUUACCAAAUUGCAGCAGGAUAUAUUUUAUAUUAUUAUUAUUAUUACUGAUUGAUAUUGAUAAAGCGCCAGCAUAUCACGCAGCGCUGUACAAUUAGGGGAGAAGUACAAUAUACACAAAUACAAGAGGUAAAAAUGGCCUGGUCAAUGAAGCUCGUUUAUACAACAUGCUUAGUAAGUGGUACUUUGUCCCUGUUCGCUUAAAGAAGAGAUAUUUUACAUUAGUUGGGGUUGAUAUGUGUGAACAGUAUUAUAGUUUUCUGUGACACUUUAUGGUUGCUAGUGUCAGGCUUAAAGGACCACUAUAGGCACCCAGACCACUUCAGCUCAAUGAAGUGGUCUGGGUGCCAGGUCCCUCUAGUUUUAACCCUGCAGCUGAAAACAUAGACGUUUCAGAGAAACGGCUAUGUUUCACUGAGGGUUAAUCCAGCCUCUAGUGGCUGUCUCACUGACAGCCACUAGAGGCCGCUUCCACGAUUCUCACUGUGAAAAUCACAGUGAGAAGACGCUGACGUCCAUAGGAAAGCAUUGAGUAAUACUUUCCUAUGGGUGUUUUUUGAUGCAUGCGGCUCCACUCGGGAGUCAACGUCGGAGGGGGAGGACAGGUCACCAGCGCCGAGGGAGCUCGGCACUGGAUAAAGGUAAGUGGCUGAAGGGGUUAUAACCCCUUCUGCCCAGCGGAAGGGGGGCCAUGAGGGUGGGGGGACCUAAGGACUACAUAGUGCCAGGAAAACUAGUUAUUUUUCCUGGCACUAUAGUGGUCCUUUAACAUUAGAGAUUGAUUACCCAAGCUAUUGGGCACUCCCGUGCCCCCUAAAAUGGGGUCCCAGUGAGCUUUAGGGUUAGCGAGAGUGUUACAGCGUCCAGAGUUCGGAUAUUAUAAGGCCCAUCAAUGUAAUGAUGGGAGUUAUAAUCCAUAGCAUCAGCAGUGCAGAUCUCUAACUGUAAUCUCUAACCUGUCAAUAAUGUAGAUUGUAACUUUAGUCGUUCUGCACGAAAUAAUGCAUAUUUAACCAUCCCGAAGGCCGGCUGACAUGGAUUAUAUAGAAGUAUGAAAUUAAGCUUUAUCCACACAUUUAGGGCAGCAUGGUAGUGCAGAAUCAUGUAGAAAUUAUUUGAAUUGUAACAUUUCAUUUACUUUUAUUUUCAGGUGCACAGAGUUUGGUUCUGCUGAUUUUUUUGGCAUCAAUCACCUAUAUAUGGCGGUGACCGAGAACGUAUCAAGCUGUUCCCUAAGUGCCAUGUGGGAUUGGUCACAUUGGUCCCCUUCUGGAACCCCUCCUGCUGUGUCUUUGCUAGAUGCAGCUGCAGACCUCCUUGUGCUUGAGAGGAAUUUUUCUGGUGCUCUGGAACUAUGUGAGCGAGGUUUGCAAAUACUAACAGUGGAGCCCAAAGAUAAGUGAGUACCCAAACGUUUCUGUCAACUGUCUAAAACAAAAAAAAAUCCUGUAUGCAUCUGCUUUGAGAUUGUUUGGUGCUAGAAUGUUACUUGCACAGUUUCUAUAUUUUUUUGUCAAACCCUUUUCAAGUGCAUACCAUACACAAAUAUGGAUAAUGAGAAAGUUUGAUUUCCUCACUAUUGCAACUUAAAUGGGGUGGCCUUUGGGCCAUGCAAGUUAAUGAUUCCUGGGCUGGAGAAACUUCACAUCCCGGCAUCACUAUAGGGAGCGUGAGGGAGGGGCGCAGGCACAACAUAUGUAGACCAGAGGUCCCUUUUCACCCAUCUCUCCCAGACCCUGUACAUUUUGGCAGAGUACGCACCUGCUGUCAUAGUUGGUGGCCAUCUGGGCUGUCUUAGGCUUGUUCCGCCUUGAUGGUAUCUGGAGUCGGUAUGUGCACUGUAAUGCUUUAAAAUCCUGCACAUACAGAGUUUAACCAUAUGUUAAUUAUAUGGAGGUGUAAGUCCACCAAUGGAAGCGCAAUUAGUCAGCUUGGAAGAAGAGUUAGGGACGACUAAUGUCAGUUCUGUGCAUAUUUGAUGUUUGUCAUUUGCGAGGACAGCAUGUUCACAACAAAUUACCAAAUGUAACAUACCCACUCCCGCUAUGCUGCCCAUCUUCUCCCUUCAGCCCACCAUCUGUGACAUCUGUCCCCCUCCAGCGAAGGGGAGUGACAUCAGCAGAGUAGGAUCAGGGAGAAAUUAACUUUAGCAAGGUGAGUUUUAGAAAAAAUUUUGUUGGUGUUUUAUUGAGAGAGUGAAAGAGCCAGGAUUAUUCUCACCUGACCUGUCUGUGUCAGGAGCAUCUAAUCUUAAUGGACGUUUAUAAAAGCGGUAAUUUCUAGGCAACUAUACUGUGUUGUACCUGAUGCGAUAUAGCGAGAGAUCUAAUGAUUGACUUAAAAUGUAUUUGAAUAUAUGGAGCAUAUUAGGAUGUAUGUCUUGACAUUAAUUUAUUUUGCAUACUUGCAUAGAUUUCAAAGAAUUGGGGGUAAAGUUUUAAGCUAACAUGCAGUUAAAAUGUUCUGUACAACAGCAGACCAAAAACCGUUUGUAUGUUGUUUUGUUUUUUAAAUCCAUUAUUCAGUUUUGUAAGGCCGUGGUAAAGGACAAAUAUUGAGUUCUACUUAAAGGAGCCCUGUCACUUAAAGCAAUUGUCGCCUGAAGCGAACAUGCCAACUCCAUGGAUCUUGAUUUUUAAAAAAAAAUUUUAAUUUUUUUUUUUUUUAUUGUGUUAAUACUUAAAUCUUAUAGUUACUUUCAGUAAAGGAUUUGCACUUAAAGGACCACUAUAGGCACCCACAUCACUUCAGCUCAAUGAAGUGGUCUGGGUGCCAGGUCCAUCUAGUGUUAACCUUGCAGCUGUAAACAUAGCAGUUUCAGAGAAGGGUUAAUCCAGCCUCUAGGGGCUGUCUCACUGACAGCCGCUAGAGGCGCUUCUGCGCUUCUCACUGUGAAAAUCACAGUGAGAAGACGCUGGAUGUCCAUAGGAAAGCAUUGAGAAAUGCUUUUUCUAUGGACUGUUUGCGCUUGCCACGCAUGCGCAUUCGGAGCUGAUGUCGGCAGAGGGAGGAGAUUUCUCCAGCACCGAAGGAGCCCGGCGCUUGAGAAAGGUAAGUGUUUAACCCCUUCAGCCCAGCAGGAGUGGGACCCUGAGGGUGGGGGGGACCUAAAGCCCCUACAGUGCCAGGAAAACGAGUUUGUUUUCCUGCCACUAUAGUGGUCCUUUAACAUGCUGAUUGCUUAUUUUUGGUUUCCCAGCCUGCAUAGUGCCUGUUCUUUCUGAUUGGCUACUUGUUUUGUUUUUUUAACUUGUUUUAAAAUCGGUUCAAAGAAUUAGCAAAGACAAUAGGUAUUUAACCUUGCUAUCCAUAGAAUGUGUGCCAAUCCUUUAUCAAAAAUAUAAAUAUCCUAAAAUGUUUAAUAGAUGGGACUACUUUGAAUUUGUCAUAUUUCAGGUAUGAACAGUUGAAAGCUCAUCUCUGUGUGGUUGGUAUUCAGGCUCUAGCAGAGAUGGAACGAUGGAGGGAAGUUUUGCCCUGGCUUGUCCAAUAUUACCGAACACCCCAGGAGAUGCCACACAAUAUAAUGGAGAUGUGGUAAGCAGUACUUUCAUAUUUGACAUUUACUAUACCAAGGUUAGAAUCAUGUGAUUACUGAUUCAUUUUAGAGAAUCAGAUUUAACUUAAAAUUAGAGAGAGUACUCCUUUAAAAGUAACCUGUCAUUAAAAAAAAAAAACAAACAUGUAGAUGUGUUCAUCUUUAGGUAUGAACACAUUUUAUAUGUUUAUAUAGUUAUGUAUAUAGUAUACACUAUACACUGAACAGCCACAACAUUAAAAGCACUGAUAGGUGAAGUGAAUAACAUUGAUUGUAUCAUUACAAUGGCACCUAUAAAUAGGUGGGCUAUUUUAGACAUAAAGUGAACAGUCCGUUCUUGAAUUUCAUGUGCUGGAAGCAGGCAAAAAUGGGAAAGCGAAAAGAUAAGAGUGACUUUGGCAAGGGCCAAAUAGUGAUGUCUAGACGACUGGGUCAGAGCAUCUGUAAAACUGCAAGUUUUGUGAGGUGUUCACGGUAUGCAUGGGUGAAAGAAAGACACCAGUGAACUGGCGUCAGGGUCAUGGACGUCAAUGGUUCAUUGAUAUGCGUGAGAAGCAAAGACUAGCUCAUCUAGGCCGAUCACAGCCUGUAUUCAUAAUGUCAAAAUUAUCAACAAACACAUUUAUUUGAAUCCCCCCUCCUCCCCAUUUUACGAUUUGUAGAGUAAUGGGGGAGGGAGGAUGCACUUUAGGACAGUGGUUCCUAAUGCAAAUCUCAGGGCACACUAGCAGUCCUAGUUCAGACUUUUCCAAAUUCUGUUCCAAUGGAUAAAACUGACAAAAACGUGACUGUUGGUGUGCUUGCAGACUGGUCAGCCCUAUGAAUGGGAAGCUGUAGUCACAGAUGCCUUUAAAGUCACAUUUGCUGUCUCUGUGUGCUCACUGAAAGUUAUUAAGAGUGACCUUUGGGUUUUACACCUAUGUGAAAAACAUUUAAUAAAAUGUUUGCAUUAUUAAACUAUAAGAUGGACCGAUAAGUGCUCCCUGAUCUGAUUGAGUAAGGGUGAAAUGUUUAUUAAGGGAAAAUAUUGCCAUAGAGUGGUUUGUUAACAUCUCCAGAACCCUUGGAUAGCAUUAUUUUUGCUUAAUAUAUGAUUCAUUGUUGGGUUUUAUUUAAAUCACAUUCUUAAAAAAACAAGUUUGUUGAUUUUAUUCUAAAACAGUAAGAGAUCCAAAGAUGCAAAUUUAGCAGCUGCCAAAUGCAAAAAAAAAAACCCCCACACACACACGUGCUCGCUCUCACUCUCGCUCUCUCUCGCUCUCUCUUUUUCUUUCUCUCUCUCUUUUUCUUUCUCUCUCUCUUUUUCUUUCUCUCUCUCUUUUUCUUUCUCUCUCUUUUUCUUUCUCUCUCUUUUUCUUUCUCUCUCUCUUUCUUUCUCUCUCUCUCUUUUUCUUUCUCUCUCUCUUUUUCUUUCUCUCUUUCUCUCUUUCUUUCUUUCUUUCUUUUUUCUCUCACUCUCUCGCUCUGUCUCUCUCUCUCUCUCUCUUUUUUUUUUUUUCAGGAAAAGCAGAGCCCCCUGCAGUUGGUAACUGCUCCUCUGAUUUUAUCAAGGUGCAGCUGGUGAAUGUCUGAUUCAUUUAACUCCCAUAAGUGUGUGUGUAUAUUUAUGAUUUAACUUUGUUGUUUUCCAUUCUAACUUUUCAUAACAUCUAUGAUUGACAAUUAUUGACUCUUAGAGAUGACUUUAUAAGGUGUGUAUUACCAUUUGUCUGAUUCCUUGUUCAGCCUCCUGCUGUACAGCAAGGUCAAGCAGCCACAUGUAAUGCUGGAGCUGAGCAGUAGCUGGUUGAAUGAGAGAGCCAAUCAUCACCUAUCAGGGUACAGACGAGUAGCUGAACUCCACCUCUUGCGUGUUCUCCUUCCUUUGGGUCUGUUCUCAGAAGCAGAGUGUUUGGCUAAGGACUCAAAAAUGUUAACUCAACAGCAGCAGCUAAUAGUUCUUAAAACCAUAAGUGAACAGAAGCGUCAGUGGGAAGAGAAAAAUGAUCCUGCAAAAUCUGAAACUAAUCAAUGUGAUCAAACUGUGUCACAGGCCAAGAGGGACAAAGGUAUUUAUAUGCAAUUCUCAGUCACAAGUGUUUGGUAUGAUAUUAGCAAAAGCUCAUAUUAUUUAAUUCAUUAUUACAUUUUGUGAUCUACAAAUACUUAUAUCUUUAUUAGCUAUAAAUACUAGAAAAGUAGUUAUUAAUCGUGUUUUGUCAGGAACCUAAAUAAUAUAAAUCACAUUCGUUUUGUGAGGCAAUCUUUAAUUGGAAAAUUAGCUCAGUGACCAAUUAUAUUGAUGUCAUAUAAUAACUAUUCACUAUAUUUUGCAAACUACCUUAAUUCGACUUUUUCCAAUGUCAGAGGGUCUCCUUUGCACUGAGGAAGUCCAUGUCACUAUGGUUUUCUGGCAGCCUUAAAGGACCACUAUAGGCACCCAGACCAAUUCAGCUCAAUGAAGUGGUCUGGGUGCCAGGUCCCUCUAGUGUUAACCCUGCAGCUGAAAACAUAGCAGUUUCAGAGAAGCAGAGAAACUGCUAUGCUUACACUGCAGGGUUAAUCCAGCCUCACUGACAGCCUCACUGACAGCCACUAAAGGCCGCUUCCGCGAGAAGACCCUGGACGUCUCACUGUGAGAAGACCCUGGACGUCUGUAGGAAAGCACUGCCGUGCAUGUGAAUUCGGAUCUGACGUCGGCAAGGGAUGGAGAGUUCCCCAAAGCCGGCGUUGGAGAAAGGUAAGUGGCUGAGGGGGUUUUAACAGUACACUUACUGUAAGACACAGCUCUACUGCAUAGCCUUGUUUGAUGAGCACAGAAUUGCUUCCUAUAACAGAUUAAAAUUCCCCAACACUUAUGUUUGGCUUUCUGUAAAUAAAAACUUAUCUCUGUUUCCUAUCCCAGAUUGCCUGUUCAAAACUGCUACAAUAAAUCUUUCUGGCUGUUUCUCUCCUCUCUCCAUUCUGUUGCUGGUGCUGCUAUCCCUUCUCCAUGCUUUCCCUUACAUGUAUUACUUUUCCUUAGGCUGCAUUCAAGCAGGAAAGACACCAGAUCAGGGAUUCCUUGAUAACAGACAUGGCUCUUAUCUUAUCUCUGUGCAAAUGAAAUUAGUUUCUUUGAUUGUUGUAUUUGUCAUGAUGUGUACCCUUUAAGAUCAUAUGGUACAUCAUAACUCUACUUUUUCCUGAUGUUUUCAGGCAGGAACGGCAAGUCCCGCAAGAUAUUCUAGUUCUACAUGGAAUAAACAAACACAUUUAUGUAAACAAUAUAAUGCCCAUUACAAUUGUGAGAUUAUUCACACUUGUUGGUGAGUGCCUGUGUCCGUUUGUCCGUUCUGCCUCCCUACCACAGUGACAGCCACUAGAAGUGGACUUAGGCAGUAUUGUAAACCCUGCCUUUUCUAAGUAAAGGCAGUGUUUACACUGUUGAUCCUUCAUUGACAGGCUAUAUGUCCCAGAACCACAACAUUAAAGGACCACUAUAGUGCCAGGAAAACAUACUCAUUUUCCUGGCACUAUAGUGCCCUGAGGGUGCCCCCACCCUCAGGGACCCCCUCCCGCCGGGCUCUGGAGAGAGGAAUGGGUUAAACACUUACCUUUCUCCAGCGCCGGGCGGGGAGCUCUACUCCUCCUCUCCUCCUUGCUUGCGACGUCAUCGGCUGAAUGCGCAUGUGCGGCAGGAGCCGCGCGCGCAUUCAACCGGUCGCAUAGGAAAGCAUUUACAAUGCUUUCCUAUGGACGCUGGCGUGCUCUCACUGUGAUUUUCACAGUGAGAAGCACGCAAGCGCCUCUAGUGGCUGGAUUAACCCUCAGUAUAAACAUAGCAGUUUCUCUGAAACUGCUAUGUUUAUAAAAAAAAGGGUUAAUCCUAGCUGGACCUGGCACCCAGACCACUUCAUUAAGCUGAAGUGGUCUGGGUGCCUAGAGUGGUCCUUUAAGCUGUAGUGGUUCUGGUAACUAUAGCGUCGAUUUAAAAAGACUAUCUUAUAUUCUUCUAUCUUUUGAUGCAUGGUAUGGUCCAAUAUUGAAUGUAUGUGUUAUGUUCUGCUAUCUCAUGGAUAUAUCUAAUCUUACAGGUAACUCAAGGGUAGGAAUAUUAAACAUGGCUCGGAUACUGUAUGGAUCCUUGAGUUUGGUGGCAACACAGAUUUGCAAAGUCCCUUUCAGACGGACUGUACUUGCGCUCCUCCUGCUCUAUGUCAUCUUGGUGCGCUUGGAUCCAGGUUAGAUUUUAUUGCGUGUGGCAGGGAUGCAACCUUCAGUCAUUCGUUGAAAACCAGCCAAGUGUGAUGUAUGUAAAUAUACUUGGAAUUGCUAUACUAUUUUGUUAAUAUUAUGAUCAGUGAAUGAAAGGGACACUAUAGUCGCCAGAACAAGUACAGCCUAAUGUAGUUGUUCUGGUGUCUGCUCCAUGUCCUUGCAGUCAUUUUCAUGUUUACACUGCCUUUUCAGAGAAUGGCAGUCACUCAGGAAUACAUAUUUGUAUUCCUGACCCUAUAGUGUUUCAUUAAUAUAAGGGGUAAGAAGUUUGUUAAAAAAGUUUAGCUGUGCUGUGUGGGUGAGAUGGUUAGGUUCGCAGUAUAUUGUAGGAACUAACACCAAGGAGAACCUUCACUAGACAGCAAGUGUCUGCUUUCUAGAAAGCUUUCUUCAGUCAGUGAAAGAUGCACAGAGGAGGCAGGAUUGCAGCUGAUGGGAAAAAAAAAAAGAUCAAUAGUAAUAUUCAUUGACCUAAACUAAAGACUGAACAGGAGGCUGGGCUAAGUGUCUUGGAACAAGGAGAGAGUAAAGGGAGACUUUUGGAGGUUUAUUGAUAGUUCAUGUUACAGCUUUGCAAAUUCAGCAACCCCACAAUUAAAUCAUCUAAGACGUAUUAUUGACAGCUAGUGGUAUGCUAGUGUGGUAUGGUGCCUUAGUGUUGAAAUUAGGGCCAGAUUUCAAAUAUAUCUAUAAUAUGAUAAUGAUUACAGAGCAUGUGCAGACUAAAGAUUUCAUUUAGUUUUUUUGUCUUGCAGCUUUCCCCGUGUCCCAGGGGCCGAUGCGUCGUCUGCUCCUCCUGCUCAGAGCAUGUAUCUCUAAUAUUUUCCAAAGAGCACACUGACUGGAUCAAUGGAAUAGAUGGAAAUGCCUCCUACUUACUGAUCAAAAAUUCAGCUAAACAAUAAAAUUCUGUUAUAAUUCCAGAGACCCAUUUAUACAAUCCACACCAUUAUCUGAGUGCUCAUUUGUAUCCUUGCUUGUUAAAUUAUAUGGAAUAACAAGAAAUGUUUCCUCUAACACUAAAACUCCUGUUUUGUCUGGAAUGGCUAAUCUAUAACUCACCAGCUGUACACCAUCCACAUCUAACAUAAUGCUAUGGGGCUGAGCACUGUGUGUUUGAGCUAUAAUUAGACAUUACAAUUUUAUACAGUGUUGCUUUAUCUCAGUUUAAUUAAUAAAAGCUGAGAUUGUCUCAUGGAUGGGAAAUGUAGCUAUCAGGGUUACACUUACAUAAUGCCACAAGCAUGGCAAACUCUGGUUAAAAAAAGCACAGCAGAUGCUUAAAGAGUCACUCCAAGAAUCAUGACCACGUUAGUGAUUUGAAGUAAUUAUGGUGUCUGAAGUCUGUAUGUUCAGUGUUUUGCUAUGAAAUGCUGCACAUGCUGAGAUUAACCCUGCUGGAAUUCUGUCAUUGGAGUGUCAUCAACCAGCCCAGAACUAGAGUUCUGGACUGGUUAAUUAUCAAUUCUGUGCAUAUUCCUACUCGCAAAAUUGCAAUCAGUGACUGAAAGAUGUCAGCUGACACUCUAAGCCAAAUAAAUGGCUGGCAGGAUCGGAAGCAGUGCAGAAAGUUGGAAGUCACAGCCAGCCUUAAAGCAGACUAGGAGCCCGGCAGGACCAGGUAAUAGUACAAACCGAAACAAGAAAUGGGACCAGUGUACUUCUCAUUUCAUUACCCCUACAGUGGCCUGUAGUGGUUAUGAUGCUUGGAGUAUCCAUUUAUAUCUCCAUUGAGAAGUUUAAAUUAGAGUCGACGUAGCAGUAUGAUGUAAUACACAGCUUAUCCUUGGUGUACUAUCCUGCAGUACUGUGAAUUUAUAUUACUAAUAUGAAUCAUUUAUGUAUAUACCAAUUUAUUAAAGGAACAUUAUAGUCACCAGAACAACUACAGCUUAUUGAAUUUGUUCUGUGAGUAGAAUCAUUAACUUCAGGCUUUUUGCUGUAAACAGUCUUUUCAGAGAAAAUGCAGUGUUUACAUUACAGCCUAGUGAUAACUUCACUGGCCACUCCUUAGAUGGCUGUUAGAGAUCCUUCUUGGGUCAUGGCUGCCUAAAAUGCAUCCAAACAUUCAGUGUCUCCUCCCUCUGCAUGCAGACAGUGAACUUUCCUCAUAGAGAUUCAUUGAUUCAAUUCAUCUCUAUGAGGAUAUGCUGAUUGGCCAGGGCUGUGUUUGAAUCAUGCUGGCUCUGCCCCUGAUCUGCCUCUUUGACAGUCUCAGCCAAUCCUAUGGGGAUGCAUUGUGAUUGGAUCAGGCCACCACUUCUGAUGAUGUCAGCAGACAGUUUUUCACUAUUGACUAUUCUGAGUCAAACAGCAUGCAGAGCUACAGCUUCAGGCUUGAAUAAAAGUAAGAUUUUGCUAUUUUUAGUGAGGCAUGAGGAGUUCAAGGGGGCUAGAUGGUGGUUUUAACACGAUAGGGUCAGGAAUACAUGUUUGUGUUCCUGACCCUAUAGUGAUCCUUUAAAGGGACACUCCAGUGCCAGGAAAACAAUCUGUUUUCCUGGCACUGCAGGUCCCCUCUCCCUCCCACCCCCCAUCCCAGGUUGCUGAAGGGGUGAAAACCCCUUCAGUGACUUACCAAAGUCCAGCACGGAUGUCCUUCGGUGCUGGUCCAAGGUCCGCCCACACUCCUCCCCUGCUGACGUCAGCCGGCGGGGGAGACCUAAUGUGCAUUAGACCUCCCCAUAGGAAAGCAUUGUUUUCAAUGCUUUCCUAUGGGGAUUUUAGUGACACUGGAGGUCCUCACAUAGUGUGUGGACGAUCAGCGACGCUAUAGCACAGAAAACCUGUGCUAUGAACCAGGAAGUGCCCUCUAGUGGCUGUCUAGUAGUGUUUGACAGCUAGUGGUAUGCUAGUGUGGAGGAGUUAACCCUGCAAGGUAAUUAUUGCAGUUUAUAAAAACUGCAAUAAUUACACUUGCAGGGUUAAGGGUACUGGGAGUUGGCACCCAGAGCACUCCAAUGGGCAAAAGUGGUCUGGGUGCCUGGAGUGUCCCUUUAAGUUUACACAGUGAAACAAGCAGUGUGAAACACUAAUGAUUAAAUAGUUUUUUAAUAGACCACCACACUGAACAUCAGAAGUAGAAUUUACAGGAUUGGACAGGGUUUUCAAUUCCAGUAAAAUUGCUCCUUGAACUGCUGUUCAACUCUACUGGCUUACAAGACAUUUUACUAUAUAGUUAGUAUUUCUG
Molecule: messenger RNA, 19090 nt
Organism: Pelobates cultripes (western spadefoot toad)
Lineage: Eukaryota; Metazoa; Chordata; Amphibia; Anura; Pelobatidae
Source: the annotation of a GenBank genome assembly